AUGAUUCUAGUUUCGCUCUAUUUUCUGCUGAUUUUCGCGACAGGCGGUGAAUUUCUCGAAGUUUUGAUACCCGAAAAAUUCCCAUGUGCCGCCAGAAUCACGGGAAAUUCGUCGAAAAAUGUGGUUUGUGUUUGUAACGCAACGUAUUGCGAUCGAAUUGAGCCAGCCGAAAAUCACACGUUGGGUGGGAAGUUUUUGAUAUACCGAUCCAGUGAGGCUGGAGAUCGAUUGAGAAAAUAUUAUGGAGCAUUUUUGGGAGCUGGUGAUGAGAAGGGUGGGUGAAUGCUUUUCAAACGACACUCCGCGAUGACACUCGCUCAAAAACCUCAUUUUCAGCGGACAUUACAAUCCAAAUCGACGCGAAAUCCACGUAUCAAGAAAUCAUUGGAUUUGGAGGCGCAUUUUCCGAUUCUACCGGUUUAAAUCUGAACAGUCUAGAUGUUGCAGUUCAAGAUCAGAUUUUGCGAGCCUAUUUCGGCCCCGAUGGACUAGACUAUAGUCUGGCGAGAGUCCCGAUUGGUAGCACCGAUUUUUCGACACAUGAAUAUAGUUUGGAUGAAGUGCAGAAUGACACGGAUUUGACGAUGUUUAAGCUGAGCAAUGAGGAUUUGCAGAUGAAGGUGGGGAAGGGAGAACAUUUGAAAAAUCGGAAUUUUCAGAAAAUUUAGACCCUGGGGCAAUUCCUAGGCCAAAAGUCCAAUAUUUGGAAAAAAAUGUUUGAUGUCAAAAAUCUUGAAAUUCAAAAAAAUGCAAAUUUUGUAAUGGUGUAAAAACGGAGUUUUGUUUAAACCUCCGGAAUGCCAUGUGGCGAAAUCUCCCUAAAAAAGAUGUUUUGCAGAUUCCAUUCAUCCGAUGUGCCCUAGCUCUCUCACCAAAUCUCAAAUUAUUUGCCUCACCCUGGUCUCCACCAGGUUGGAUGAAAACCAAUCAGAAAAUGCACAACGGCGGCUCGCUUCUCCCAACUUCUCAAAUCCAUCAAAGCUACGCCAACUAUUUGACGCAAUUCUUCACCGAAUACGCCAAAAACCACGUGGAAUUCUGGGGAAUGACUGUGCAAAAUGAGCCGCGGACGAGUGGAAUGACGAGUUGGACAUGGCAGGGUUUGAAUUUGACACGGGAAAUGGAACGCGAUUUUUUGCGCGACUAUUUGGGACCCACAUUGAGAGCUGAAAAUGUGACUAGGGAUUUGAAGAUUAUGGUUUUGGAUGAUGUUAGAACUGAUGUUGUGGAAGAAGCCGAUACGGUAAGAAACUUGUGAAAUUUUGGACGAAAAUGAUAGAUUUUUGAUGGUGUAAUUGCGGAGUAUCGUUUAAGAUUUUCUAAAAAAAAGGGAAUUGUUGAAAUUUAUCAAUUUUUAAGUAUUUUUAAUGGUGCAAAAGCGGAGUAUUGUUUGAAAACUCAGAAAUUUGAAUAUUAGAAAGGUUUCAAACGAAACUCCACCUUUACACCUGCAUUUUCAACUUAGAUCUUCAACGAUCCAAUCGCAAGCUCCUUCGCCGAUGGAAUUGCAGUUCACUGGUACGACGAUGCCUUCACAUCAAUCUCACUCUACGACACCACUCACAAAAAUCAUCCGUCGAAGUUCCUGCUGGCCACAGAAGCCUGUCUGGGUUUCGAAGACGGCGAAGGUCCGAAAUUGGGAAAUUGGUCUCGAGCCGAAGAGUUGGCGUGGAGCCAAAUCGAAUAUUUGGAGCAUUGGGUGUCGGGUUGGGUGGAUUGGAAUUUGGUGUUGGAUGAGAAGGGCGGUCCGAAUUGGGUGAAUAAUAUGGUGGAUGUUGGGAUUGUGGUGAAUCAGACGGCACAGGAAUUCUAUAAGCAGCCUAUUUUUUACUCGAUGGGACAUUUUAGGUGAGCUUGUUUGGUUUAAAACUUUCUUUUUUUGAUGGUGUAAUUGUGGAGCAUCGUUCACCAGCUUGACAUUUUUUCAGCAAAUUCCUUCCUCCCGCUUCUCUCCGAAUCCACCACGAGAAGAUUAGCGACUCUACUGAAAAUCAAGAGAAUCCAAAAGUCACGUGCGCAAUCCUUCCGCGUUCCGCGCGUCGAACUUGCGUCAUUCUGAAUCGUGAACCACGAGAGAUCAAUGCAAAAUUGGUGGAUAUUCAAGAAAAUCGAGAAUUUCUGGUGAAACUUGCACCAAACAGUAUUCAGACUGUGAUUUGGGAUGGUGGAAAAUGA
Caenorhabditis angaria is the source of this 2175-nucleotide messenger RNA. The record is from the annotation of a GenBank genome assembly. Lineage: Eukaryota; Metazoa; Nematoda; Chromadorea; Rhabditida; Rhabditidae.